Messenger RNA from Aphis gossypii (cotton aphid), 1489 nucleotides. RefSeq names its product adhesive plaque matrix protein-like. The transcript is spliced from 5 exons. The record is from RefSeq and is a predicted model, not a curated record. Lineage: Eukaryota; Metazoa; Arthropoda; Insecta; Hemiptera; Aphididae. The coding region runs from base 148 to 1206 and encodes 352 amino acids.
UACCAUAAGUCCUUAGCUUGGUUUUACCGGAGCGAAUCGUUGGGCAAUUACCUCAGUCCGAUGGUAGGGAGUCGAACUCCUUUAUAAGCCUUGCAUGUAGACGUUCCUCGUACACUUCACUGAACUGGUCUUCUCAAGUCUGCAAUCAUGUUCAAGUUUAUUACUCUAUCUUGCCUAUUGGCAGUCAGUGUUCAGUGCAAGAUCUCACAAAAUCAGGCUGUGCCAUACUAUCCCCAACCGUAUCCAGCAGUAUAUCCACAAGUAUACCCCCAAGUUUACUCUGCGCAACCGAAAUACAGCGUGCAACCCGCCUAUGUAGCUGCCGCUUCAUAUCCAACUCCCGGAAGCUAUAGACAAGUCUUUGUACCAGCUAGUCCUGCCUACAAUCCUUAUUAUUAUGGAUACGCUCCUUACCCAGCCUAUUCUCAAGCUCAGCAGUACCCAUAUGCUUACGUUCAAAAUGAUGGAACCCAGCCCGCUGGAGCUCAACCUGGUUGGGGAGAAUACUUGUCAAACAGUUUUUGGAGCUAUGUACCAAACUUCCCUUAUGUGACGUCUGGAGCUCAAUCACCUACGGAAGCAGAAAGCGGCGCGUCUACUGCUACUGCUGCUGCAACCUCUGAAUCUUCAGCCGAAAACACAAAUUCAGGAAAAGGUGACAAACCAGCUGAAGGAUCCAAAACAGAACAACCUGCUAGUGACGAACAACCUUCUCAAUCACCUUCUAAACAAUUCGCAGCAUAUCCUUUACCAUACUUCGCUCAACCCCAAUUCUAUGGACAAGCACCUUAUCAACAAGCUGUCUAUGAUCCAGUUAAAUUGAAUGCAGCGAAUAAUGGCGCAGUUUCAAGUUUUCUUUUUCCCAGAAGUCAACUCCAAUCUGUAUUCCAACAGCCACAACCGUUUGCUGAUCAAAAAUACUACCAGGUCCCACAAUCUAACCAAGGUACCGCAGCACAAGCUUACCAGAAAUACUUGCAGUCCCAAAAACAAAACUUCCAGGGACAAUACCAACUAGGACAAUUCCAACAUCAACAACAAGAUCAACCGUUCCAACAACAAGCGGAAUCAUUCCAACAACAAUAUGAACAACAACCUCAGAAAGACGAAUCUUCUGUUGUUGUAGAUUCUAAUGUAACCGGACUCCAAGUCAAUUCUGAAGGCCAACAGCAACCACAAUCUAAAGUAGCCACAGGUUCGAACUAAUUUGGAGCUUUUACCCGACUGAAUUAUUUUAUACAAUAUUCCAAUUCAUUUAUAAUUUUAUAAUUUUAUUUUAUAUAAUUAAUGUUAUUUAAAAUCAAUAUACAUAUGGUAGUAACGUGAGCAAGUUCGAUGCACAUAAUACUAUUAUUAUGAUAUAGAAGCUGAGUUAAAAUACAAAUUUAUUGUCAAAUAAUAAAUAUUUCGAAAAUAUCCUUGUAUUUUAAAACUACUUUUUUUCAAUGUGUAAUACAAAACUAUUGAUUAAUAAAAAAAAAUGUAUUUA